Gracilinanus agilis (Agile Gracile Mouse Opossum) is the source of this 4664-nucleotide messenger RNA. RefSeq names its product zinc finger FYVE-type containing 16 (gene ZFYVE16). Lineage: Eukaryota; Metazoa; Chordata; Mammalia; Didelphimorphia; Didelphidae. Gene Ontology annotation, molecular function: metal ion binding. The record is from RefSeq and is a predicted model, not a curated record. Bases 1 to 4614 code for a protein of 1537 amino acids. Gene Ontology annotation, cellular component: early endosome membrane. The transcript is spliced from 17 exons. Gene Ontology annotation, biological process: endosomal transport; protein targeting to lysosome.
AUGGACAGUUAUUUUAAAGCUGCUGUCAGUGACUUGGACAAACUCCUUGAUGAUUUUGAACAAAGCACAGAUGAACAUGAUCACUACCAAAUGGCAGAAAGUUCAUACAGUUCCAACUACUGUUCAGUUUCUUCAGAAUUGCCUUCCUCACAACCAGUUUCACCAGUACCCAAAGAUCAACCAUGUUUCAGUAGUGGUACCAGUUCAGAAAUAUUCUGUGGAACAAAUCAGGCAACAAUAAAUGGAAAAAAGCUUGGAGGACUAACAUCUUCAAUACAAAAUGAAAAAAAUGUAACUGGUCUUGAUCUUCUCUCUACUGUGGAUGGUGGCUCUUCAGAUGAAAUUCAACCUUUAAGUCUAGGACGAUGUGGUAUACCAGUCUGUGAUCUUAUCAGUGAUAUGGGUAAUUUGGUUCAUGUAACAAAUAGUCAUGAAGAUAUUCAAGCAAUACUGCCAGAUAAUUUCCAAGCCAAUACAGAUUCAUUGAUUGGCUUAGAUUUGUCUGUUUCACCAGCUACUAUUUGUGCUUCUUCAGAAGAUAUUUCAGAAGAACAAAAUAAUGAAGGCAACUCUGUAUCACAAAGACCAGAAAACAUUGCUACCAUAGAAUCGAGUUUAAAAACAGAUACAUCAUUUUUAGAGUCAUGUGAUCACAAUAGAACGGCCAGUUUAGAGGAUAAAAAGAUAAAUGAUCAACUAGAACAAACUGCUGGCCUUAACUCUGUGUAUGCCUUGACACAGCAGAAUUCCAAAACAUUUGAUUCCAAAGACAAAAAACACAACUUGCCUUGUGAGUUAAAAGAGAAAUCUUUGGUAAAACAGGAGGUAAAGGUAGCAAGCAGAAAUCAAACAGCAGAGUCCAAGGAAAUAGACAGUGUGAGUGUUAUAGCUUGUGAUCAUCCAAAAAGUGAAGGCUUAUGCAUAAAUGAUUUGAAUACAAGAGAUCAAAAGUAUAGCUUGUCUGAUUCCUCCCUUCAGGAGAAUAGGAUCCCUUUAUUUAGAAAACAACCUGCAGAAGAAAAUCCAUGCAAUUUUGACCUUAAAAGUGAUAUGCUCCAAGAUGCCUCUUCCACUUUACAUAUUUCAAGUAAAGAAGUAGAAUCCUCAUUGUCCUGCCUUCCAAUAUCUGUGUCUAUGUGUGGCUCACUUAUUGAAAAUGAAGAUCAAAGUGAUAGUUUGCCGCAGAAGGAGCAAGUUGAUAGCCUAAAACAGGAUGUCAUAACUAUACAUGAAGAUAUUCCCAAGAGUAUUGUUUUAGAUGAGGAACCAGUUAAAGACAAUGAACCCUCUAAAAAAGACGAACACACAAAUAUAACUGAUCAAAUGUUAGCUGACAAUCUGGUAGGUGGAAAAGUGGAUCUUGGCCAAGUGAUUAGCAGAGCUGAGCCUUCUGAACAUCAUUACACUGAUUUUUCUAUUUCAACUGACUCCAAAGUAGAGCAUUCUGAUGAUAUUCUGUCAUUUCAUGAUCAUCAUGAAGGAAACACUUUUUCAAGUAGUGGUGUUAUUAGGAAGGAAUUAGAUUACUUUAAUAUUGAUGAAGAUAUAACAAGUGACACUCUGAUUAGUGAUGCUGAACUUGAUGCCUUUCUAACUGAACAGUAUCUUCAGACCACUAGUGUAAAGUCCUUGGAAGAAAAUGCAAAUAAUGUGGACUCUCACUUGAAUGAAAUAAAUGUGAAAGACCUAGAUAGUGAAAAGACCAACAAUAUGUAUUUAAAUAAUAAAGAAGUAGUAAUGAGUGGAGUUUCUCAUAUUACUAGUAUUUGUGGAACAGUUGAUAAGCAGUGUACAUCAGAAGAAGGUCGUUUGUCUGUAGGAGAAAAAGAUUUAUUUCCUAUUCAGCAAGGGAUGUCUAACAAUAAGCCUGAGGUUGUUAAUGAAUUGUCUGGCUCUGAUAGUAAUAAUCAUAUGGCACAUGCCGGAGGAGCCAGACCUAAGCAAUUACUUAACUUUCCAUCAAGAACAGUGAGUCCAAAGGAUCCGAGCAAGCCUAAAGCACAAAAUGUAGCAGAAAUGGAACCCAGUGUAUCAAAUUCUGUCAUCUCCAAAGCUUGUUCUGUGGACACUGCAGCUGAAUCCAAUGUUAGCCACAAUGUGGAUAGCUUAGAAGCUGGAGACAAUUUCACACGAACAGACGUUGUUCCUUCAGCUGAAAAGGCUUGUAGAGAAGGUGUAGUUUUAGGGCAAAAACAGCCUUCCUGGGUUCCUGAUUCAGAAGCUCCAAACUGUAUGAACUGCCAAGUCAAAUUUACUUUUACAAAAAGGCGCCACCACUGCCGAGCAUGUGGAAAAGUAUUUUGUGGUGUCUGUUGUAGCAGGAAGUGCAAACUCCAGUAUAUGGAAAAAGAAGCAAGAGUCUGUAUUGUCUGCUAUGAGUCUAUCAAUAGGGCACAGGCAUUUGAAAGAAUGAUGAGUCCAACUGGUUCCAAUACUAAAUCCAGUAUUUCCUCUGAAUGUGCCACAGCCCAGAGUUCUCAGGAUAACCAGAUAUCCAGUGCACCCAACACCCCUUCACCAUCAGCUUUACCUACCUCAGCACUUAAACAACCAAGUAUUGAAGGUCUGUGUUCCAGAGAACAGAGGAGAGUAUGGUUUGCAGAUGGUAUUUUGCCCAAUGGUGAAGUUGCAGAUACAACCAGAUUGUCUUCUGGAGGCAAAAAGUGUUCUCAGGACACAAGUCCUAUCUUACCUGAUGUACACAUGAUUGUAAAUGUACUGGAUCAUGGUCCUUCUCUGGAAGUGGAAAAGUCCAAAGAUGAGAUAACAGAUCCUGCAAGACAAGAGAAAUUACAAAGUCCUGUUUCUGUAGUCCCGUCUGUGGAAGAACUGCCCAUUAAUGCUGCUACAACUGAGAUGUUACCAAGUUCUCUUUCUUCUUUUGUACCUGAGAGUGAAACACCCAUUUCUACAACAGUUGAGAAAUCAAGUUCUGUUUCAGUCAUGCCAGCACCCAACAAUUUAUCUGCUGGUAGUUCCUCAGACUAUAGGUUGUUAUGUGGUAUUGACAAAUAUGUUAGGAAAGAUAUCAACCUUAUACCUAAUGAUGAGGAUGGCUUGCCCCCUCUCCUCGUUGCAGCUGGGGAAAGAGGAGAAGAUCCUGUAGUUGAAAACUGUCCAUCUCAGGAGCAAGUCUUUUCACUUCUUGAACAUGAAGGAUCUAAUCUAGUUACAUUUAUCCUAAAUGCCAAUCUCCUAGUGAAUGUCAAGUUAGUAAUUUAUUCUUCAGAAAAAUAUUGGUACUUCUCAACCAAUGGACUACAUGGUUUGGGUCAGGCAGAAAUUUUUGUCCUUUUGUUCUAUUUACCAAACGACAAUAGGAUUCCUAAAGACAUCUUCACCCUAUUUAUCAACAUUUAUAAAGAUGCAGUAAAAGGAAAAUACAUAGAAAACUUGGAUAGUAUUACCUUUGCUGAAAGUUUUCUCAAUAGCAAGGAUCACGGAGGAUUUCUAUUUGUUACACCUACUUUUCAGAAACUUGAUGAUCUCCCAUUACCAAGUAGUCCUUUUCUUUGUGGAAUUCUCAUCCAGAAGCUGGAGAUUCCUUGGGCAAAAGUUUUUCCAAUCCGCUUAAUGUUGCGAUUGGGAGCAGAAUAUGGAGUAUAUCCCACACCUUUAACAAGUAUCAGAUGUCGAAAACCUCUUUUUGGAGAAAUAGGACACACUAUUAUGAACUUACUUGUUGACCUUCGAAAUUAUCAAUACACUUUGCAUAAUAUAGAACACCUGUUGAUUCACAUGGAAAUGGGUAAAAGUUGUAUAAAAAUACCUCGAAAAAGAUACAGUGAUGUAAUGAAAGUCAUAAAUUCUUCUAAUGAGCAUGUGAUAAGUAUUGGAGCUAGUUUUAGUAUUGAAGCUGAUUCUCACUUAGUCUGUGUUCAGAAUGAUGGAAUUUAUCAAACACAAGCUAACAGUGCAACUGGUCAUCCCAGAAAAGUGACUGGUGCAAGUUUUGUGGUAUUCAAUGGAGCUCUGAAAACAUCUUCAGGAUUUCUUGCUAAAUCCAGUAUAGUUGAAGAUGGUUUGAUGGUACAAAUAACUCCUGAGACAAUGGAAGGUUUACGGCUAGCACUAAAAGACCAAAAAGACUUUAAAAUUACAUGUGGGAAAGUAGAUGCAGUAGACUUAAGAGAAUAUGUGGAUAUCUGCUGGGUAGAUACUGAAGAAAAAGGAAACAAAGGUGUUAUUAGUGAAAUAGAUGGAAAAUCAUUGGAAGGAAUUCCAAGUGAGAAAAUACAACAGGAAGCAGAUUUUGAAACUGAUGAAAAACUUGUAAAAUGUACAGAGGUAUUCUAUUUUCUAAAGGACCAGGACUUUACAAUGUCAGGAAGUCGUUACCAGUUUGCUAAAGAGAUAGCAAUAGCUGGCAGUGCUGCACUUUGUUCACACCUGAAAAAUCUAAAAAGUAAUGGGAUGAAUAAGAUAGGACUUCGAGUUUCUGUUGAUACUGAUAUGGUUGAAUUUCAGGCAGGAUCUGGAGGUCAGCUUCUUCCUCAACAUUACUUAAAUGAUCUUGAUAGUGCUCUAAUUCCAGUGAUCCACGGUGGCACCUCCAACUCUGUUUUACCAUUGGAGAUAGAAUUAAUGUUUUUCCUUAUAGAAAAUCUAUUUUAGCAAAAAUAGCUGUGCUACUAUGCAUUAUAAACUGAUUUGUUAGAAUUAAG